AGCUCCCGGUCCACACAGACUUGGUGUUUCUUGGUAGUUUUUGGUUUCAGGGUGAGACUCUGUUAAUCUGGAGUGGCUCAGCUUUGCUUUGCACCCUGUUAUCUGUGUGUGUGUGUGUGUGUCUCAGAGGUUCACAGCACCUGACCCACCCACCUACCCACCACCACCACCACCGCCCCCCGUGGCGUUUGUCCUGAGAGCUGGACUCAGACGAGGAGGGACGGCUGUGAAGCCAGUAACCGGCGGUGGAGGAGCCAGCAGCCACCAGGGGACUGAGGACUGGGACGGGAAGGAUAACCAGCAGUGAGGCAGAAGAGGGCGAAAGUGCGCCGACAGAAGGAGCCGUUAGCAGGAGGAGUGCUGACAUUAAGCAGAAGAUGAGUACGUACACAGUGACUCUGAACGGCCCGGCUCCGUAUGGCUUCAGGCUACAGGGAGGAAAGGACUUCAACAUGCCCCUCACCAUCUCCAGGAUAACUCCUGGCAGCAAGGCAGCAGGCGGCACCCUGACCCAGGGCGACAUCAUCUCAUCAAUCGACGGGAUCAACACCGAUGGGAUGAGCCACAUGGACGCCCAGAACAAGAUCAAGUCAGCAAUCAACAAACUUACACUCACCAUGCAGAAAUCCAGACGCCCUGUACCAGUUCCCACGGCAGCUCCAAGAAUGGACUCACCGAUGCCCGUCAUCCCACACCAGAAGCAAGACAUAAAAAAGGCGCAGGAUCAAGUCAUUGCCAACACAGCUGCAAACGUGGAGUACACCCCCAGCUUCAACCCCAUCGCUUUGAAAGACUCUGCCUUGUCCACCCACAAACCCAUCGAAGUGAGGGGCCCCGGCGGAAAGGCCACUAUCGUUCACGCCCAGUACAACACACCAAUCAGCAUGUACUCACAGGACGCUAUCAUGGACGCCAUUGCAGGACAGUCGCAGGCCAAAGGACAUGACAGCGAGGAGGCCGGCUCUCCUUUGGCUGGAGUCCUCCCGAUCAAGGAGCCUGUGGUGGACUGUGCAUCUCCUGUGUACCAAGCCGUGAUCCGGGCACCAGACACAAACCAGGACAUGUCUGAGUGGGCUCGCCGUGCCGCCAACUUGCAGUCGAAAAGCUUCAGGAUCCUGGCUCACAUCACUGGCACUGAAUACCUGCAAGAUCCAGAUGAGGAGGCACUGCAGAAAUCAAGAGAGCGAUUCGAGUCAGAGGUCAAAGGGCCGCGCUUCGCCAAGUUGAAGAACUGGCACCACGGAUUGUCUGCACAGAUCCUCAACGUCCAGGAAUAAAGAGGAGGAAAUUCAAAGAGAGGGAAGAGUCGCAGAAAAAAAAGGAGGACAUAUAAACAUGGGAAGAGAGAACAGAAAGUGUGAGAGAAAAUGAACAAUAGGAGAAAAGUGAGCUAUAGCUGUUGCCUAGAUUAGUAGAAAGUGUAUUAAUGUUAGUAUGAGAAUGCUAUGUGUUUAUAAGUUAAAGUGUCAAAUAUAUCUGCCUCCUAUGUAGAUCUGCUCUCGUGAUAGGUUCUUUCUUUUUUCAUGUCCUGAUUAUUGGGGAAGAUGUACAAAAGAAAACAAAUAUUGAAGUGAAACUGCAGAAAUGUUUCUUUUUUUUGCUGCUGGAGAUAAAUCGCAGAUGUAUGGAUUUAAAAAAAAAACUAUAUGAGCACAUUUGUCAGAUGUGACAGCAAGAGGAAUACACAGUUUAUCUAUAUGCACAAGUACAGUAUGUAAAAAUGCACUCAGAAAUGUACUGAUGUCAAUGUGAAUAAAUGUUUUAUUAAAUCUACA
Messenger RNA from Xiphophorus hellerii (green swordtail), 1775 nucleotides. RefSeq names its product LIM domain binding 3b (gene ldb3b). The coding region runs from base 378 to 1277 and encodes 299 amino acids. Gene Ontology annotation, biological process: actin cytoskeleton organization; muscle structure development; heart development. The record is from RefSeq and is a predicted model, not a curated record. Gene Ontology annotation, cellular component: stress fiber; Z disc; adherens junction. NCBI's taxonomy places the organism in Eukaryota, Metazoa, Chordata, Actinopteri, Cyprinodontiformes, Poeciliidae. The transcript has 10 exons. Gene Ontology annotation, molecular function: muscle alpha-actinin binding; actin binding.